UCAGGCCAAGCCCGGGCUUCCCGUCGCUGCGGCUUGUUUGUGACCGUGAUCAGGAGGGCUGGCGAGUCCAUGUGCUUAGGUUACUCUGUCUCAGCCUCACCUACUUCACAGGGUGGUAGUUGUGAAAAUAAAAUGGAGGAGAGGAGAACAAUGCUGUAAGCUGGUUUGGGUCUUCAUAAGGAAGAAAAGGAGCGUAUAAAUGUUUAAUAUGAAUAAAUAGAUGCCUCUUUUCACAUCGUGGAAAAAAUACUGCACUCCCCAAUUGAAUAUGAAAUUAUCAGUGCAAGUGAUGCCACAGAGAAACGGAGAGACAGUGAAGAAGGUGCUCUAGUGACCUCCAUGGAAGAGAAUUAAAUUCUAUAAAAAAAGAUUCUUGAGUAAACUCAUCCAUGGCAUAUCAUGCACAGUUCUUUGAGUGUGCUAAAAUACAUGUGUCAAUGAAUUUAAAUAAAUUUGGAUUCUCCCCCCCCCCCUUAAAUAUAAGCAGUGCAAGUUAAGCAUCUGCUAUACUGUUUUUACAUUUUGUACAAGUUUUAUUCCACAUUAACCACAUUAAGCUGUUUGUUUGUAAUAUUUAAGUCAGACUUGAUUCCCCCCACCAAUAAAAUAUUUCAGUCCAAGUAUUUGUUGCUUGGGACACUUCUAAAAAUAUUGUUUGCAAAAUAUAAAUCAACUUGAACAUGGUCAACCAGAUCAUGUUCUGAUUUGCACAUUUGAAAUUGUUCCAUUCAAUUUUGUCCAGAAAAACCAUCAUGGCUGCUAGUUGUGGGAAGGCUAUCUUCUUUUUGAAACAUCCAACCUGAAGAAGAGUUCUAACAAACGCAAAUGUUCACGCUCUCUUAUGUGUCAUUUGGUUGGUCUUAAUCAAAGGUAUUGUGUGGCUUUUGUUCCCUAUUUCUUUAUCUAUUCAUUUCCCUUAACUCCUAUGAGUGUGGUAAGUGGCUACAUUUUGCCCAGCCUGGGUUUGUGUAUAAAGUGGGGAUCCAGAGGAGAAGGGCAAAUAGGGAAAGGAGCGGAGGUGGUUACUCCCAACUAGUUAACCCACAUGAAGGUCUGUGAUUUGAGUACGUAUCUUUGAAUCUCUUUGAGGAUCUAACAACAUCUAGUUAAUCUUCAUUCUCUUCCCCCUUUUUUUUCCAAAGGAGCUGCUUCCUUUUGAUCCCUACAGAUGGCAGACAAAAAAGUGAUUGUGGUAUUUGGUGUGACAGAUUGGAAAAGCAGAGUGUGCCUCUGCACUUCAGCAGAAGGGAGGCCCUUCUUCACAGGCACUCGCCUGUCCUUCAAGCAGCUGCGAAUUGAGCAUAUACUUCUGCAGGUGCCCAGGGAGGUGCUGUGGCUAGGGCUCUGCUUGCAGAUGCAACCUUUCUGGUGCGAGGCAUCACCCGCAACCCACAGCAGAAGGCAGCCCAGAAGCUGAAGAAGAUGGGAGCAGAAGUGGUGAAGGCAGACCUAGAGGACGCCCAGAGCCUGGAGGUGGCCCUGCGGGGGGCGGAUGGAGCCUUCCUCGUGACAGAUUUUUGGGAACACCUCAGUGAAGAGCAGGAAGUGGCCCAGGGGAGGCGUGUGGCUGAUUUGGCAAAGCAGCUGGCCUUGAGCUACAUGGUGUACAGCGGCCUGGAAAACAUAAAGCAGUUGACGGGGGGCCAGUUGGCAGUGCCACACUUUGAUGGCAAAGGCCGAGUGGAAGAGUACUUCCAGGCCCUUGGUGUGCCUGUGACCUGCAUCAGGGUGCCCUCCUAUUUUGAGAACUUCCUGACUGUCUUCCGGCCUAGGAAGGCCUCUGAUCGAGAUGACUAUGAGCUGGCUCUUCCAAUGGGAAAUGUGCCAAUGGAUGGCAUGGCAGUAGCUGACCUUGGGCCAGUUGUGGUCACACUGAUGAAGGAGCCAGAGAAGUACAAAGGCAAGACCAUUGGUCUGAGCAUGGACAAGCUCACUGUAGCAGAGUACGCUGUAUUAAUAUCCAAACAUACUGGGAAAACCAUCAGAGAUGCUAAGAUAUCACUUGAAUCCUACAAGAUGCUGGGCUUUCCUGGUGCUGAGGAGCUAGCCAACAUGUUCCGUUUCUACCACAUGAAGCCAGACCGGGAUGUCUCCUUGACCCAGAAGCUCAAUCCCCAGGCAAGAACAUUUGAGGAGUGGAUAACAGAGCAAAGAACUGCUUUCAAGAACUUGUAAGAGAGGGAAGAGCUCUCAGCGGCUUUGUUCUCCUGUUUUAAAUAAAAAGAGCAGGUUCGG
Molecule: messenger RNA, 2235 nt
Organism: Eublepharis macularius
Lineage: Eukaryota; Metazoa; Chordata; Lepidosauria; Squamata; Eublepharidae
Gene: NMRAL1
Product: NmrA like redox sensor 1
Exons: 5
Coding region: 1423-2175 (250 amino acids)
Source: RefSeq, a predicted model, not a curated record